This is a messenger RNA of Tribolium madens (black flour beetle), 6467 nucleotides long. Its product is annotated as helicase ARIP4-like. Gene Ontology annotation, cellular component: nucleus. The transcript has 10 exons. Gene Ontology annotation, molecular function: ATP-dependent chromatin remodeler activity; ATP hydrolysis activity; ATP binding. The record is from RefSeq and is a predicted model, not a curated record. The coding region runs from base 361 to 6390 and encodes 2009 amino acids. NCBI's taxonomy places the organism in Eukaryota, Metazoa, Arthropoda, Insecta, Coleoptera, Tenebrionidae.
CGUCGUAAUCUCCCGUCAGUCGGUAAUGGUGUGUAAAACAAUGGUAUUUUAGUGUGGUUUUUGUGCCCCAUUUCGGCUUGCAGAGCACAGAGGCGUCGACUGCGGGGCCCCCGAACCCCUGUUAGGGCGUUCCAGUGUUGGCGUGAUGGUAAUCGGGGUGUGCGUCGUCGGCGAAGAACAAUCGAAAGUGUUGACAAAGUGGCCGUUGUCGGAGUGUUUUCGUCAAUAAUUUAAUAAUAAUUGGGGCUGAUUGUCGACGGGGGUGUGUUUGUGCAUGUUGAAGGGUCAAGCAAACCGGUCGGAGACCCUUACGAAAAUGGCGCUUGAUUCAAACGUCAAUGUAAACAAACCGGUGUGAAAAUGGAGCCGAUUUUGCAAAGAUUCGGAGAUGUCACGAUACAGAGGCUCGAGAAGCCCAAAGUGGGGCCACCGGCCGACGACAAGAACAAGGAUGAAAGCUCGAGUGGUCCCGAGGACGAGAGUAACGAUGAGACGAUGAGUCUCAAAAGAUCGUUCCCGGAUUCCCAAAUUUCGAUAAAAAAGUUUAAGUUUGAUCCGAGUUCGGUCACUUUGGAGAAGAAGCAUGUGGAGGAAGCGUCCAGUGAUGUUAAGAAACCUAGUGACGAUGAGAAACUUAAUUUUAGUGAUAGCGAAAUUUCGGAUUUUGAUAGUGAGUCUGAGUUGGAGUCAGACAGUGAACUUCUUCCUAGUGAUAAAAACAGUACCCCCAAAGUCCCCUCCGAAGACGAAUUCUCGACGACUUCUUUCCUCGACAAACUAGUCGACGACGCUUCUGAAACGGAAGUAUCUAAACCACCUGAUAAUCCCCCAACCGAUUCCGAAGACUACGAUUUCGAUAUCAAAGAGAAACUGAAAGAAAUGGGCGAAAUCAGUUUUCAGACAGUUAAAAAGGGUGAAAUCAAGCCGAAAAAAGUCGAACUUUCGACCGAAAAUGAAGUUGUCGUGACACCAGCACGAAAGCCAGGUGUUUCCGAAGACGACCUCUCUGCAGAGCGGAAAGGACUAAACCUCCGUCGUAACAUUCGCGAAGUCAUGGAUGAAACAAAGCUCGACGAAUCAACCCUAGCCGCCCAACGCCAGGAAAUGGAACGUCUCCAACGAGUCCAAGAACAACAGCGACUUCUUCGCGAUUUACAACGACAGGCGGCACAAGAACGAAUGCAAAAUAAAGUCAUUUCGUUACUUCAAGGGAACAAUUUUUCAAAACCGGGCACGUCGAGUACGACAAGAAUCGGAAAUACGGUCUUGGUUAAACUCCCCAAUGGACAAACCAAACCCAUGACAAGGUUACCGAAACGUCCGUUUGAUUUAGUGAGAGUACAAAAAAGUCCAACAUCUGCUGGUAUUAGUACACCUCCAAAAAGUCUAAUUUCGAUGAAAAAACCGGGCACGAAUCUAACUCCGAGUGUUAGUAUAGCACCGGUAACGAAGAAAAUUAUCCCACCGGUUACUCACGUCGAUAGCGAGAGCGAGGAGGACGUUAAGUCGCCUCCAAAGCUCAAAAGUGAGUUACCGAAAGAACCAGUUACAACCAUUGACAUUUCGUCUGACGAAGAUUGUAUAGUGGUGUCCGAACCAGAGGGCGAACAUGAAGAAUCUGAAGAUGACCCGAGUAACUCUGGGAUGCACACAAACGACGAAUUCAACCAACCCGAUGAACAGGGACGUGUCGUCGUCAAUAUCGGACAUCCGGAGAACGAACCAGAUCUUUUUCUCGCUCCUCAGAUCGCAAGAGUCAUCAAACCGCAUCAAAUCGGGGGUGUUCGGUUUUUGUACGAUAACGUUAUUGAGAGUACGGGUCGUUUUGAAAGUUCAACCGGUUUUGGUUGUAUCCUCGCUCAUUCCAUGGGUUUGGGUAAGACGUUACAGGUGGUUUGUUUCUCGGAUAUUUUCCUGAGGCAUACACCUGCCAAGACAAUUUUGUGUAUUAUGCCGAUAAACACGUUACAAAAUUGGAUGGCCGAAUUCAAUAUGUGGUUACCGACGGAGGAAGCCGUCGCUACGAGUCCUUUAACGGUUCAUGGUGAAGUUAGACCGAGAAAAUUCAAUCUACACGUUUUGAAUGACAGUCACAAGACGUUAGCGGCGAGGCAUAAAGUCAUCAAAGCAUGGAAGGCUGGCGGUGGGGUACUUCUGAUUGGUUACGAACAGUUCCGCUUGUUAUCAUUACGAAAACAUCCGAAAUCAAGACGGAAACCACUCGUCGCCGAGCCGGCCGACGAUGGUAGUAAUAAGCCACUAUUCGAUGAAAUUCAUGAAGCAUUGGUCAAGCCAGGCCCGGAUUUGGUGAUUUGUGACGAAGGUCAUCGGAUUAAAAAUUCUCACGCGUCUAUAUCGCAAGCAUUGAAACAAAUGCGGACGAAAAGACGUGUUGUCCUAACAGGGUAUCCACUUCAGAAUAACCUAAUGGAAUAUUGGUGCAUGGUGGAUUUCGUUAGACCGAAUUAUUUGGGUUCAAAAACCGAGUUUUGUAACAUGUUUGAACGUCCGAUUAUGAACGGACAAUGUAUAGACUCCACCGAAGCCGAUAUUAAAUUAAUGAGAUAUCGCGCGCACGUUUUGCACUCACUUUUAGUCGGUUUUGUCCAAAGAAGAUCACAUGCGGUGCUUCAGACUACUUUACCACAAAAAGAAGAGUACGUUUUGUUGGUUCGAAUGUUACCAUUUCAACGGAAAUUAUACGAGACGUUUAUGAAUGAAGUAGUGAGGUCUCAAGCAGUUCCAAAUCCGUUAAAGGCGUUCGCCGUUUGUUGUAAGAUUUGGAAUCAUCCGGAUGUGCUUUACAAUUUUUUGAAGAAGAGAGCGAGAGGCGAUGCUGUCGAUAUUGACUUAGAGGAGGUUGCAAGUACGACUGGAGUUCCAACUAAAGCGAAAAAACCUCCAACGAGACCGAGGAAAAGUGCAGCGAAAGGAAAACCCGGAGCAAAACCUGCAGCGUCCAUUACGCCCUACAAUGCCACGGAAAAUCCCACGCAACAAAUGACCAAUGAUCAGAAUUUCCAAAGAAAUAACUUUUUUGAACAGGGUAAUUCGACACAGUUUCAAAAUUCGAACAGUUUUGAAGGCAGUUCAAGUACAAGUGGUUAUAAUAGUUUUGGCCAAGAACCAUCGAGUAAUUUCAUGAAUACGCAAAAUAGUUUUGUUAAUAACAUAUCAGAUAAUUCACAGUUUGGUCCAAAUUAUAAUAGAAAUGACACUAACCAGAAUUUUAAUUACGAUCAAAAUUCUUAUCAAAACUAUUCACAACAAAGUAACUACUGGGGACAGAAUGAUAACUACGCACAGUAUAAUUCGAAUUUUAGUAAUAAUAGUACGAAUCAGUCAUGGGUUCGCAAAGAUGAAAAAGUAAUGAGUGAAAAUAGUAACGAAUCGAAACCGAAAAUCAAUAUAAUUAGCGAUAUUAAAUUACCGUCAGUUUUUAAUAGUCCUGAGAAGAAAAUAAAAAUUUUGAGUGAUAUUAAAAUCGAACCUAAAGUCGAAGAUUUAGACGAUAAAUCUGAAAUAAAACCAGAAAUAAAGAAAAUGAUCAAAGAUGAAUUGAAAAAUGAGUUAAAUAGCACAGAAGAAAAUCCUGCUGAAACAUCAAUUGCACCGAAAUUGGCACCAAAAGAUUUAAAAGAAGAUAGUGGAAUUCCCUACGAUUGGGCAAUUGAAUUAUUGAAAGAUUACAUACCUGGCCGUAUCGAAAAUUCUGCCAAAAUGGAAAUACUUUUUUGUAUAAUUAGAGAAAGUAUAGCGUUGGGUGAUAGAUUAUUAGUUUUUAGUCAGUCGCUGAUAACCCUAGAUCUAAUUGAACAAUUCCUUCAAAUGAACGUUGUUCCUGGCGAUACGCAAAAGUGGUGCCGAAAUACUAAUUACUACCGUCUUGAUGGUUCGACGAGCGCUCUCGAACGCGAAAAACUAAUAAACGAAUUCAACUCAAACCCGAAGAUUCACGUGUUUUUAGUAUCAACUCGGGCCGGCUCUUUGGGUAUUAAUCUGAUCGGUGCAAACCGUGUCGUGGUUCUAGAUGCCUCUUGGAAUCCCUGUCAUGACACUCAAGCCGUCUGUAGAGUAUAUAGAUAUGGUCAACGUAAACCAUGUUUUGUUUAUCGUCUCGUGGUGGAUAACUGUCUCGAGAAGAAAAUAUAUGAUAGACAGAUCAAUAAGCAAGGGAUGUCAGAUCGUGUCGUUGACGAAUGUAAUCCUGACGCUCAUUUAACAAUGAAAGACGUCAGCACGUUGUGUUGGGACGACAAAAAGGACGAAGGAGAAGAGAAAGAAUGGUUGCAUGUCAAGGAUAAUUACAUUGAUGUUGUUUUGCAAAAAGUUAUAGAAAAUCACGGAAGGAGAUUGAAUAAGGAGCCGUUCCAGCACGAGUCUUUGUUGGUUGAUAGGAAAGAAAAGCAGUUGUCACAACAAGAGAAACGUUUGGCGAAAAAAGGGUAUGAGAGGGAGAAACUAGCGGCAAGACAACCGGCAUAUAAUUUCUUAGCUGGAGGUCGAGGUCAAAGACCGGUAGCGUCAGUCAGGCCAAUGCAACAAGGAAUUGAUAGACCAUCGCGAUGGAUCCCUGCGGAACACUGGCAGAGACAAGGAAUGACAGCACAAGAAAUGACACUUCCUUUGGAUGUUGUGAUUCCGACGAAUCAACCAGAAAAAGGAAAUAUCGUGCUUAAAGCCGGCCAGAAAGUAUUAGUUUUGAAAUCGCCGAAAGGUGUUUACAUGCAAUUAGAAAACGGGAAAAUUGUCGCAAUAAAAACAGCCAUCAAGGUUAAAGGUAAAGCCGAGGAUAAUCAGGAUCCAACGAAGAAUAUGAAGCCAACAACACCCAUACCACGAAUUUCAGUGAUGCCACAAAAGCGAGUCGUUAAACCGUUCACUCCGGGAAUAGCAAAAAUGAACGUUAGAAGUAUAAGACAGUCUGUUCCUAAUCUUGUGUCAAGAAUACAAAGUUUUACGAAGAAAGAACCAGGAUUCCGUAACAGAACUCCUCUCGGACGUAGCGAAACCGACCGCAAACAACUUACUCGUUCAAAAGAUGUUGAACCGUUUCCCGGGAGUAGCAGUGACGAGGAACAUGUACAAAACGAAAUCGGGAAACAAAACAUGCCCGUUCCGGACGACAUCCAAAAGAGAAUAUCGUUGUUAAAGAAACAGGUGUCGAUUAAAAGACUGACUCAACCUCAAACACCCGACCAAAAACACACCUCGGCUUUGCAACGUCUCGAACAAACGACAACUGCCGUAAUGAACGACAACACACCUUUCCAGGAAACCCUUGACAGCAUAACCAGCUCUUACAAAGACGACGCUCUUGAAGACGACGCCUCGUCCGACCCAAAGCCGAGUGAUACGAGUGAUCACAGCGAUGAAGUCACCUACGUUUCGGAGCAACCCCCGCCUCAGCCCUACCAACAGUCCCCCAAUGCCCAAGAAGUCAAGACGGAGGCACCGACCGAUUAUUACAAUAAUUAUUACAAUUAUAAUAUGCAACCGUAUCAUGCGCCGCCGCCGCCACCACCGCAAGGUUACGGAUACCCGGCGCAGCCGCCGCCCUAUGAUUUGAUGGGUUAUCCGUCGCAGCCCCAGCAGCCGCAAUACAACUACGGUUAUCAGGGAUAUCCGCCGCCUCAGCCGCACUAUCCGCCGCCGCCCCCACAACCUGGAGUGUACGAUUAUAACGCACCGCAGCCUCAGCCUGUGUAUGGCGGUUAUAACCCAUACCCGCAGCAAUAUCCACCGCCCCCGCCGCCUCCACAAGAGUUUGUCUUUGAAGGUGUUAAGAAAUUGGAAAAUUCUGUGUUAAAGCUGUAUUUAGUAAAUUGUGUUGUUAAUAAUAAAACAGACAAAGUUAUGGAGUUUUUCCUAAAAAUGACACCAGAACUUCAGAAUCAAAGUGAAUGGAAAGAUUGGUUUGUGUUUCCCUAUAUAAAAAAUCAUGAAGAAAAUCCGGCUUUUACGCUAUAUUUUACAAAACAGUGGCAAGAUACUUUAUUAGUGUCUUUGCAUAAUUUUCUCGCGUCAAUAUUCCAAUAUAUGCCGACGCCGACACUCAUGCAUUUUGAAGAGGAUACUAUUAAAAUCAAUAAGCUGGAACAAAGGAAUGAAUCUCUCAGGAAUAGAUUAGCAUUGUUGAUUGAUAAAGGAUCUGAAGCAAACGUCACUCCAUGUUCUGUGGAGCCGCCUCCUCACUUACUAGACGAUUUUUACAUAAUCGCUCAAGAAAACAACAUCGUUGACAGUCAAGCCAAAAGCUUGAAAAGUCUAAUCAGGAAUAUGGGUACUGGCUCAAGCCCCGUUUUGGGACGUAAGGAGAGUUCAGGUGGGAAAAAAAGACUAAAUUCUACAUCAAAGACACCGAAAUCUAGUCAUUUCUAUGAUGUCUGAUCUCUUUAAUACUUUAUUUACAAAGAAUAAAUAACAAUUAUUGCUUAAAUUCGAUAAAGCUAUUUAUUUACAACUAA